UCGAAUAUCUGGUGUUGAUUCAUUGUAGACUAUUUCUACUUUUUUGUAUUCCGUUUCAAAUUCUAUUGAUUGUUGGUGUUUGUCUGGCUACAGAAUAAUUCGCUUGUUGUGUGAUAUGAAUUUAUGAAAUCGGUUUUCUCUGGCAUGGCGGAAAACCUAGAAGCCUAUCGUGCCCAGAGGGAUCAGGUUGCUGCUGUACUAGCAGCGGAUCCUGAUGCGGAAGGCGCGGAAAGUUUAAGGGAAUUAUUGGAUUCGUUGAACGAACUGAUCAGUCUCUCAGGCGGAGACAAUCCCGUUUCUGAUCCGUCGUCUUUGGAACAGGAAGAGACUAGUGCAGAACCAGAAGCUGAAAGGGAUACGGUGACGGAAAAGCCUGAAAAUGUGGACGAAGUCGACGCCCCGGAGUGGUCGGCAGAAGAGCAAGAGCUAGCGAAUUCGCUCCUGCACAUGCAGUGUCGCGUGCCGUUUCAGCAUAGCUGGGGGCAGCUGAUCUACAGCAGUGCCAUGGUGCAGUCCAUGGAAUCGUCUCCCCUCUCCGACGAUGUGGAGGAAGUUCACGUUCGAGUACUAUUUCUGCAACCGACGCAUCGGAAAAUGAUGACAUGCCCAUACUUUCUGGAUGGACGCUGCCGGUUUCCGGCGGAUGAAUGCCGGUUUUCGCACGGUGAAGUGUAUCCGUUAUCUAGUCUGAAACCGUAUGAACCGCCAGACUUCAGUUCGCUGGCUGUCGGAAAUCAAAUUCUGUGCCGGAACAGCGAAGGAAUCUGGGAACGCGGAGUAGUAACGGAACUUCACCAAUCAGACGGAGACUCUUCCGCAGAGCCACAAAUUACGGUUAAGAUUAAACGGAAAAAACGAACUGGGAUAGCACGAAACCGGCCGAAACUGAUGGAAAAGCUUAGCGAUUUGGAUGAUGAAGAAGAGUUCAUCCCGCAUUCCGCAUGGGACCAAUCAGUGCAGCAAGUGGGGUCUGGUUUCGGAGAAUGGGAAGCGCAUACGAAGGGAGUUGCGUCUAAGAUCAUGGCGCGAAUGGGGUUCGUAGUCGGUACAGGGUUGGGAAGCCGCGCGGAGGGUAGAAUAGAACCAGUGAUCGCCCAAGUUUAUCCACAAGGUCGCACACUUGAUUACUGUAUGGAUCUCCGCGAACAGAAGGAACUUCCCAAGGUUGGCGAAAAGCUGCGGAAGGUCAACAAACGGAAGAAUGCACAGCAGAAGCAGAAUCCCAGUCCCAAAGCUGACGUAUUUUCUGUCAUCAAUGAACAGAUGAAACUUCAUCGCCGCAAUACAACGCCGCACGCCGACACACAGCCGGUCGACAAGAAUUCCAACAAGAUAAAAAAUGCCAAAGAACAAAAUGUUGAGCUGAUGAAACUUCAGGAUAAAAUCAGUGCUCUGGAAAAGGAGCUGGUCCGGCUUCGGACUUCAUUUUCGCGAAACCAGACAACUGAUAAAAAAGCCGCAAGUAUGAUUGCUGAAAAAAUCUCUGGGAAAGAGCAGGAAUUAAUGUUGCUCCGGAGGAAACAGAAUACCAUAUUUCAAGAUCUCAACAAGCAAAAGGAUAGAAAAUCCUUGAGUGUUUUUUGAAGCAAUCCUUUGCAAAGUUUGUGUUCUUUAAUCUCUCUGUGAUAGUUUUUUGAGGGCUGAUUGUGAGCAAAUACAAAGUAUUUACCUGGUGUAAUUUUCGUUAUCGUUUGUGUACAAGCAGGUAUUACUCCAGACAUGUCGCCUGUACAGACUGUAUUUUAUUUUGUUACCCAUAAACUGUCCUGUGC
Paramacrobiotus metropolitanus is the source of this 1772-nucleotide messenger RNA. Its product is annotated as zinc finger CCCH-type with G patch domain-containing protein-like. Gene Ontology annotation, cellular component: nucleus. The record is from RefSeq and is a predicted model, not a curated record. Bases 124 to 1584 code for a protein of 486 amino acids. Gene Ontology annotation, molecular function: RNA polymerase II cis-regulatory region sequence-specific DNA binding; metal ion binding; DNA-binding transcription factor activity, RNA polymerase II-specific. Gene Ontology annotation, biological process: regulation of transcription by RNA polymerase II; negative regulation of DNA-templated transcription. NCBI's taxonomy places the organism in Eukaryota, Metazoa, Tardigrada, Eutardigrada, Parachela, Macrobiotidae. The transcript has 11 exons.